AUGCCGACCCAUGAACACGUACAAACAGCACAGGAUUACCUGACGUCCGACGACCGGAAACUGGCUUCCGGCCAUGUGCUGCCGGGCUCCGAAAAACUGUGGGGCUCCGCCUCCUAUGCCGUGAUGGCGGUUACUCAGCGGUGUGGCUGGCCAUUGGUUAGCCGCCGCGCCUUGCCGCUCAACGUACUGCGAUUGGCGGAAGAGACCAACGACGCGGCGUUCGACUCGGAGUUCCCAACCGCGGAGAGAUUUCACGAAAACUUCUUCCACCAGUUCAACGUCUUCCACCAGUUUAUGGAAAACCACGAACUUCGAGACGAUCCACCCAUCGUCUACCGGUUCGUUAAUCGAAUGCUCGGCCGGCUGGCUUAG
Geodia barretti is the source of this 372-nucleotide messenger RNA. The record is from the annotation of a GenBank genome assembly. Lineage: Eukaryota; Metazoa; Porifera; Demospongiae; Tetractinellida; Geodiidae.